UGCCAAGAAGAUGCUGAACAAAACGCUUGUGACGAAGCAGACGGGACCCAAGGGACAGAGGGUGAAUUUGCUUUACGUCACUGAGGCUGUGACGGGUAUCAAGCGUGAGCUCUACCUUGCACUUCUGCUUGACCGCAAGACAGCCUCGCCAAUGUUUAUUGGAAGCGCCGAGGGUGGUAUGGGCAUCGAGGAGCUUGCGCAGAAAUGCCCCGAGAAGAUCAAGCGGAUGCGCAUUAAUGUUCAGGAAGGCAUCAGUCAUGACAACUGCGUGGCCUUUGCAAAGGAGCUCGGUUUCAGUGGCCGCGCUUCUGAAAACGCAGCGGAGCAGGUGAAGGCGCUCUACAACGUUGGCAAGUCGAAGGACUGCACGCAGGUGGAGAUCAACCCACUUGUGGAACUGGAGAACGGCGAUGUCAUGUGUAUUGAUGCGAAGCUUUCUUUUGACGACAACGCUGAGUUCCGCCAGAAGGACAUCUUCAGCCUUGCGGACGACACGCAGAUUGACCCCAAGGAGGUGCUUGCCAAGAAAUAUGACCUCAACUACAUUGCCUUGGAUGGCAACGUUGGCUGCCUUGUGAAUGGUGCUGGUCUCGCAAUGGCGACAAUGGACCUCAUCUCCAUGAACGGCGGAAGACCCGCGAACUUUCUUGACGUUGGCGGCAGCGCCACGAGGGAGCAGAUCGUGGCCGCCUUCCAGAUCAUCACAGGCGAUGAGAAGGUCAAGGGCAUUCUUGUGAACAUCUUUGGUGGCAUCAUGCGUUGCGACAUUAUCGCUGAGGGUAUUGUGGCGGCCUCACGCGAACUGAAGGACCGCAACAUCCCUGUUGUUGUGCGUCUCAGCGGCAGUAAAGAGGAGGAGGGCAAGCGCAUUCUACAGGAGAGCGGCCUCCCGCUCCACCCCGCCCGCAACUUCGAGGAGGCAGCCAAGCUCGCCUGCAAACUCGCGGCGGAGUCAGCGUAA
This is a messenger RNA of Trypanosoma cruzi, 961 nucleotides long. Its product is annotated as succinyl-CoA ligase [GDP-forming] subunit beta. The transcript has a single exon. Gene Ontology annotation, biological process: tricarboxylic acid cycle; succinyl-CoA metabolic process. The annotation marks the transcript as partial. The record is from RefSeq and is a predicted model, not a curated record. Gene Ontology annotation, molecular function: succinate-CoA ligase (ADP-forming) activity. Lineage: Eukaryota; Euglenozoa; Kinetoplastea; Trypanosomatida; Trypanosomatidae. Gene Ontology annotation, cellular component: mitochondrion; succinate-CoA ligase complex.